This is a messenger RNA of Saimiri boliviensis boliviensis (Bolivian squirrel monkey), 3762 nucleotides long. NCBI's taxonomy places the organism in Eukaryota, Metazoa, Chordata, Mammalia, Primates, Cebidae. The record is from RefSeq and is a predicted model, not a curated record.
UGAGAAGUGAGGAGAGUGGUUGCCUUUGGUGGUAGAGGUGGCUGGAAGUGGGGACUGGGGGCUUCCUGAAGCCCUGGCUGUGUUCUUUUCCUUGAUCACUGUGCUGGCUGCGGGGGGCUGUGCAGUCUGUAAAAAUUCUUCAAUCUGUGCACUUAGGAUUUGUGUACUUUUCUGUAUGAAUGCUAAAGUUGCACAAAGCAUUCCAUUUAAAACGAAAGAAAACCGAAAGUGGUUUGUCCAAAUAUUAUUUAACUUAAGACUGCUAUCAGCCAAUGCUCUGCCACUGCUGCCCCCUACUGCUCCCAGAUAUGGGCUCUUUGUCCUAGAAAGGGGCUUGGGAAGCCUGGUCUCUCCUUUCAUCAUCUCUUUCACCCAGGUGUACAAGAGCAGAACCCGGCAUUGAUCAUUUCAAGGAUGGAGCCAGUGUUUCUGGUCUGUCCCUGCCUCAGCAUCCCCCACCGCCCCUGGCAUCCAUACCCGCAGUGGGUGCUGUAACAGCAUCUGGGCUCUGUGGUCUUCUUUGCAGAACAUCGUAGCUGUGGGAGCUGGCUUCUGCGACGGCCUCCGCUGCGGAGACAACACCAAAGCUGCCGUCAUCCGCCUGGGACUCAUGGAAAUGAUUGCGUUCGCCAGGAUCUUCUGCAAGGGCCGGGUGUCCACAGCCACCUUCCUAGAGAGCUGCGGAGUGGCCGACCUGAUCACCACCUGCUACGGAGGGCGGAACCGCAGGGUGGCCGAGGCCUUCGCCAGAACUGGGAAGACCAUUGAAGAGUUGGAGAAGGAGAUGCUGAACGGGCAAAAGCUCCAAGGACCUCAGACUUCUGCCGAAGUGUACCGCAUCCUCAAACAGAAGGGACUAGUGGACAAGUUUCCACUGUUUACUGCAGUCUAUCAGAUCUGCUAUGAAGGCCGACCAGUUCAAGAGAUGUUGUCUUGUCUUCAGAGCCAUCCGGAGCAUAUCUAAACUGAAUUGCGCAACGUGCUGGGGAAAGCUCUGCCUUUCGGAUCCAUCUUUUGGGUUCACGUGGAAACCAGGACUUGGCAGCAUGAUGUUUGCUUGACUGUAAUCUCAUCAUGGAUAUGUAUGAAUUUUUACAGGUUCAUUUUUAAAUUGUGGGAGGAAGUUCAUUGGCAAAGAUGUCCUGGGCAGCAGCUAAACACACACACACAAACAUGUGAAUGGCAGUUUCUUCCUCAUUCUGCGGGUGUUUCUAUGAGCCAAAAUUCAAUGUCUUUUUAAAAAAUUGUUUAUGAAAUUUCCACACAAUGGUAGCUUAUAAAAUUGGAAUGACCUCAGCUAAAUUGUUUUAGGUGUAAUACAUACGGAUUUGAGUGGGGGAUUUCUUUUUUCUCAUUCUUCUAAUGUUAAAUUUUAACCAGCAUUAACAUGGUAGACUGGAUGAGUGUGUUCAAAGAUCAAUAUAUUUAACUUCUAAACACUAUCUCAAAGCCAGCCUAAUUAACUACUUUGUGGGCUGACCUUUGUUUUUUUAACAAUCAGGUAUUUUUAAUUAGAUAAUCCACUUCCGUAUUUCCCCCUCACUGCAGUUGUCUGCAUUUUUAGCCUCUUUUCUCUUCAUUAGUUGUCAGAAUGUGCCUUCAUCAAGGCUCAGCAGUGACAGAAGACAGAGAACUCAUCUGGGGUUUUCCUGCUGUGUCGGGCACGUUCUUCUGAUUAGCAGACACUUGUAUGAUGCUUUUGGCUGGUUAGUGCUCUUUUUGCAAACAUUUCUCUUAAGCAUCACAGAUGCUCUGGGGGGCCGGGGGCUACUGUUACUCCUCUUGUUAGAUGCCGUCACUCUUCCUGGUCACCCAGUGAGCAAGGACAGAACCAGGAGUCAAUUACAACGCCAAGGUACGUGACCCUCCAAUAAUUCACUGGGCUGAUUUGACCCCUGACUAAUUGGUUGUGGCAAACGCCAUGUGCAGCCUUUCCUGGGGCCGCAGGAGGGCUUCCUGCAGCUGAGAUCUGUGCAGGCCAUCCUCAACGAUGCCUCUCCCAAGUGUACUUCUCGGUUCAAGAGCAGCAGCUUCACUUGGUGGGUUGGUGGCGGGCGGCGGGCCUCUGUCAGAAAUGCAGAUUUCCAGGUCCCAUCCUGGACCUCUGAAGGGUUAUGGCGUCUGUGCUUUGGAUACUCACUGCAAUCAGAGAACCACUACUUGAGAAAAUCUGCUUUAACUUGGCAUUCCUCUAACCAUGUCCCCUGGGACAUGAGUCCCCCAAGAUCCAGCGGUUAUUCCAGGUGCUCCCCGGAAAGGUCCGGUGAGUUUGGGAAGUACCGUGUCUGUACACCCCUUGAAGGUGUAGAAUGUAUGUUCAUACAUCAGUGGAACCCAUUUUUCUAGCCCAGCAAGUCCCAAACACAUUACACUGAAGCGAGAUUUUGGUGAGGUAACUUGCUGGAGUUUUCAGGGAACGCUGUUCUAGGCUUAGGUGACCUUAGGAUGACUCAAGUAGACCCUUCACUCCCUUCGAGGAACUAGGAUGAAGAACUACCUGUGGUAUUGCUGGUUCCGAACUUUGACAGUUCAGGCCUGCCGUGAAUCUGAUAAAGCUUUAAGGUGACACUGUUGUACAAGAUGUCAGCUUUGCUGAAACGCACAUUACCUGGACUAAGUGCUUUAAUUGUAGAAUUAGGAUGGGAUUGAUGUACUGUUUUAAGUGAGAUUGGCUUCAGAAUAGCGUUACAGUACUUUAUAUAGCACUUGACAUAUGUUAAAGGAGCGUAUGAAUGUAAUUUAUAUAUUCCUGGAAUUUCAGUUACUUUGUGAGAUUUGGGCCUGUCCCUCAACCCCAGUUUAGGAUUUUUUUUUCUAGACCUUUAAAUGAUUAUAAACUAGAUUUUUGUGGGAAUUUUAACUCUAUCCAAACCAUUUUUGGAGCAUUUUAAAGCCCCAUACACAGAAGUAUACGAAAGCACACAGAACGUUACAAGUGUCAGUUUUAGCACCGCCAUGAACCCACUUUGCUUGUCUCAUGAAAAAUCUUUUUUAAAGUUUGUACAUAGGUAACAAAAAGUUACUUUUAAAGAUACAUAAAGGGCUGUAAGCUAAUUGUGGUGUCUACUAAGCAGCAUAAUGAGAUGUGAGGAGGUGGGACUUUACGUGUUUGGCAUAUUUUCAUCUGCAUUCAGCUUCUUACUCUGGGUUUGUAUUCGAGUGCUAUUUCUUUACAAAUCCCCUUGUAAUUACCACUCUGAAGUCUGCUGACUGUGUCUCCUGAACAUACUUAGCAUAUUCUGCACAUCAUGGAAAAAGGCAAAUUUUACAAGUUUCUGCUGUACUAACUGUAGAUAUUUAUUGCUCUGUGAGUUGUCUAUUUUUAUAACCACCUGUGGUCCAUUGUUCGUUUUAAUUCAUAUUUCUUACGAAGUAUGGUAACAAGGAGGGAGACACCUAGAUUAGAAGCUCAAUUUGUACUACUUCAGCCAAUCUGUGAAUGUAAAAACUACACCGUGGCCUUGCUGUGAUCCACUCUUCUGCAGUGCGGAACAAAUAUCUGAAUGAAAUCCACCCUAGGAGAUGGAGUCAUACUGAACUUGCGGUUUUUCAUUUUAACUCGUAACUAUAACAUGGCCCCGUGGCAUCCGCACCAGGAGGGCGUCGUGGUGGGGUGUCGUUGUGAUAGGGGACUUCAGUUUUUCCACUAGUUCUUAUCUGCUAGCCUUUUACAUAUAUGUGUUCUGUAUUUGUUUACAGACUGGAGGUGGAUAUAUAAUUUUAAACCUUGGUUUAAUAAACAUUUAACCCCCUAAACUUGCA